Messenger RNA from Chionomys nivalis (European snow vole), 1596 nucleotides. RefSeq names its product keratin 79 (gene Krt79). The coding region runs from base 1 to 1596 and encodes 531 amino acids. Gene Ontology annotation, cellular component: keratin filament. The transcript has 9 exons. Gene Ontology annotation, biological process: keratinization; intermediate filament organization. Gene Ontology annotation, molecular function: structural constituent of skin epidermis. Lineage: Eukaryota; Metazoa; Chordata; Mammalia; Rodentia; Cricetidae. The record is from RefSeq and is a predicted model, not a curated record.
AUGCGGUCCUCUGUGUCCCGCCAGACUUACUCCACGAAAGGAGGCUUCAGCUCUAACUCAGCCAGUGGAGGGGGCGGGAGUCGCAUGCGAACCAGCUACAGCUCAGUCACCAUGUCCAGGAGUAGUGGCAGCGGCGGUGGGGUCCGCUCUUGCUCCGGCUCUGGCGGCUUUGGCAGCCGGAGCCUCUAUAAUCUGGGAGGCAAGGGCAUCUCUGUCAGUGUGGCUGCUGGGGCCUCUUCUGGCCGGGCGCUAGGAGGUUUUGGCAGUGGGGCUUACGUGGGCCUAGGGGCUGGCCGGCAGACAUUUGGGCCAGUCUGUCCUCCUGGGGGGAUCCAGGAAGUCACGGUCAACCAGAGUCUGCUGACACCUCUCAAUGUGGAGAUAGACCCCGAGAUCCAGCGGGUGCGCACGCAGGAGCGGGAGCAGAUCAAGACCCUCAACAACAAGUUUGCCUCCUUCAUUGACAAGGUGCGCUUCCUGGAGCAGCAGAACAAGGUGCUGGAGACCAAGUGGGCCCUGCUGCAGGAGCAGAGUCAGAAUACAGGGGUCACCAGGAACCUGGAGCCUCUCUUUGAGACUUACCUGAGCAACCUGAGGAGGCAGCUGGAUGCCAAGCAGAGCGAGCGUGGGAGGCUGGAUAUGGAGCUGAGGAACGUGCAAGACAAUCUGGAGGACUUCAAGAACAAGUACGAGGAUGAAAUCAACAAGCGCACUGCCUUGGAGAAUGAAUUUGUGUUGCUCAAGAAGGAUGUAGAUGCUGCAUAUAUGGGCAGAAUGGAUCUGCACGGCAAAGUGGACACCCUGACCCAGGAGAUUGACUUCCUGCAGCAUCUCUUUGAGACGGAGCUGAGCCAAGUGCAGACCCAUGUGUCUGACACCAACGUGGUGCUGUCUAUGGACAACAACCGCAGCCUGGACUUGGACAGCAUCAUUGCUGAGGUCAAAGCCCAGUACGAGCUGAUUGCCCAGAAGAGCCGGGCUGAGGCUGAGUCCUGGUACCAGACCAAGUACGAGGAGCUGCAGGUGACAGCUGGGAAGCAUGGGGACAGCCUUCGAGACACCAAAAACGAGAUCGCAGAACUCACCCGCACUAUCCAGAGACUGCAAGGUGAAGUGGACGCAACCAAGAAGCAGUGCCAGCAACUGCAGACAGCCAUUGCAGAAGCAGAGCAGCGUGGGGAGAUGGCGCUCAAGGACGCUAAGAAGAAGCUUGGAGAUCUAGACACAGCCCUGCACCAGGCCAAGGAGGACCUGGCCCGGCUGCUGCGUGACUACCAGUCUCUCAUGAAUGUCAAGUUGGCCCUGGAUGUGGAGAUCGCCACCUACCGCAAGCUGCUGGAGAGCGAGGAGAGCAGGAUGUCUGGAGAGUGUCCCAGUGCUGUCAGUAUCUCGGUGACCGGCAACUCUACCUCGGUGGUCGCAGGCGGCGCGGCAGGCUUCGGGAGCGGCCUCUCUCUAGGCGGGGCUGGCGGUGCCAGCAAGGGCGGCUUCAGUGCUAACAUGAGCUACGGCACUGCCAAGGGCGGGCAGGUCUCCGGGGGCACCUCCAUCCUGCGGAAGACCACCACUGUCAAGACCUCUAGCAGGAGAUACUAG